GAAAAUUGCACUAGAUCUAAUUCUAUGUAAUCCAAGAAAAUUGGAGGAGUGAUGUAAUUAGGUAGAUUGUUGGCUAUUUUUUUCUAUGCCAUCAAGAAAAUGAGAAAAUGCAUAAAUUGUGAAAACGCACAAGUCACCAGUUUCAACUUAGUUUAUAAAUUCUUGCGUUAGCCUACAGAACAUGUAAACGACAAUAUUCGUUCCUUUUUAAAGGGCCAAAUAUAUCAAUCUUUAUAAAAAGGGACUAAAUUAUUUGAAGAUAGUUAUCUUGAAAUCAAGAGGGUGUAUACAUUAAUCUUUGCAAUAUAAUUUUGUGUGGUAAUACUAUUGCACAUUAUCCAACAGUGCCUCCUAAGACACAAAAUGACCUUUGAUACUCGUGGUCGCCAAACCAGUGGCAGUGCUAACACUGACAAUGCUUCCAGCGGUAACAAUUCUUCUCUUUCGACGGGCGCAGCUGCUGAACAGCCACCAACGUCUAUUUUGGAUGCAUCGAGCGGAGGCGAUAGUAACACUGCAACAUCAGAUAACAUAACACCGGAUAAGCUAAUAAAUUCAUUUCCAAUGGUAAAAUUAAUAACAUUAACACAAAAAAUAUCAAAUCCACGUUGGGUUGUACCAGUAUUGCCAGAACAAGAGCUGGAGAUUUUACUGAAUGCUGCCAUAUCUUUAACUCAAGCAGGAGUAGAUCACGAUUGUGAAGCUUGUGUUGAUUUUUAUCGAAAUGCAUUGACCACGUCAUUUGCAAAAAUUCUAACUGAUGAAGCAGUUAACUCAUGGAAGUAUAAUAUUCAUCAUUGUAUUCUAAUGUCAUGUGGAAAACUUUUGCAUUUAAUUGCAAUUCAUAUGCAACGUGAUAAUCCAUAUUUAUUGGAUUUACUUGCAAUUGUCUUUGAUCCAGAUAACAAAUUUAACACAUUUAACGCUGCACGUCAACCGGAAUGUUUUACACCCCCUGAUUACAUAUGGGGAGUGCUUGAUGGUAACAAAAUGUUUGCAAAGCCCCCACCAGAGCCGAAAAUUCCCCGGGGGUGGCUUGUUGAUUUGAUAAACUAUUUUGGGCAGCUAGGUGGUUUCGAUAAUUUGUUGGAGCGAUUUAAUAGCGGCUUACAGCUGCUUAAGAAAAACGCAGAUUCAGGUGAAGAAAUAUCAUCUUCUAUUUUGUCACCUUUAAACACAACAAAUAAAACUUUGAAUUCGAAUGUUGAUAAUCACGACAAUAAAUUAACCCUCGCCUUGAUAUAUAGUCUUUUACGACCAUUUGGGCAGUGUUAUGAACUGCUAACCCCAGCCACUAUAUCAAAAUACUUUAUGCCAAUCUGGAAUGUGGUGCUUGAUUUACUAGACAGUUUUACUGAUGAUGAACUAAAACGCGAAGCAAAACCGGAAGGAAGAAACGACUAUAUAAAUGGCAUUGUGAAAUCAGCAAGAUUUUUGGCUAGUCGAUUGCCGGGACAAGAUGACCUUAUACGUGAUUUAGAAAUGUUUCGACUUAAAAUGAUACUACGACUUUUGCAAGUGUCUAGUUUUAAUGGGAAAAUGAAUGCUUUAAACGAAAUAAAUAAAGUCUUGACGUCUGUUUCAUUCUACUCACACAGAUCCCAACAAAUGCCUCAUUGCUUACCCGAUGAUGAAAUGGAUUGGCUAACAGCUGAACGAAUGGCUGCGUGGAUAAAAGAGUCGAAUGUUCUUGGAAUCGUCCUUAAAGACUCAUUACAUCAACCACAAUAUGUUGAAAAACUUGAAAAAAUAAUACGCUUUCUUAUUAAAGAACAGGCUUUGACUUUAGAAGACUUAGAUGCUGUUUGGCGAGCACAAGCUGGAAAACAUGAAGCAAUUGUUAAAAAUGUCCAUGACCUAUUGGCUAAACUUGCAUGGGAUUUUACUCCAGAACAGUUAGAUCAUUUAUUUGAAUCAUUUCAGGCAAGUAUGACAACAGCAAAUAAACGGCAGCGUGAGCGUUUAUUAGAACUAAUACGACGUCUUGCUGAGGAUGAUAAAAAUGGUGUUAUGGCGCAGAAAGUUCUUAGGCUUUUCUGGUCUUUAGCUCAUAGUUCUGAGGUUUCACAUGAAGUAUUAGAUCAGUCGUUGGCGGCACAUGUUAAAAUACUUGACUACAGUUGCUCACAGGAACGAGAUGCGCAAAAAGUUGUAUGGCUAGAUAAAUGUGUUGCUGAGCUAAAAUCUGGCGAUUCAUGGGUAUUACCAGCUUUACGAAUGAUUCGUGACAUAUGCUGCCUUUAUGAUUCUUCACAAAGUCAUGCACCACGUUCACAACAAGCUCUAAGUCGUCAACAAGUUAUUGAACGACUUCAGAAUGAUUAUUCGUUGGUAAUUGUAGUAACAAAUAGUUUAACCACCUACAUGGAUAAGAUACGUGUUAUUAAAAACGAGAAACCAAAUAUGGAUCCAAAAUAUGUGUGCAUUGAUGGGCGAUAUUGUCAUAAUUCACAAAUACAAGAGCGGUUAGAUUUUUUAAAGUUUUUGCUUAAAGACGGGCAGUUAUGGUUAUGUGCAGAUCAGUUCUUUUCGUUUCAGGCUAAACAAAUUUGGCACUGUUUAGCUGUAAAUGCAGUGUUUUCUUCUGAUCGAGAGGAGUGUUUCCGCUGGUUCGGCAAAUUAAUGGGAGAAGAACCAGAUUUAGAUCCUGGCAUUAAUAAAGACUUUUUCGAAAGUAAUAUACUUCAUUUAGAUCCACACUUAUUAACAGAAAGUGGCAUUAAGUGUUUUGAGCGCUUCUUUAAAGCUGUUAAUUCGAAGGAAGACAAACUAAAGUCAAAUCAUCGUGGUUAUAUACUUGAUAAUGAAGACUUAAUAGGUAAAGAUUAUUUGUGGCGAGUCAUUACAACUGGUGGAGAAGAUAUAGCAAGCAAAGCUAUUGAUUUAUUAAAAGAAGUUUCAACGGCUCUUGGUCCACGAUUACAGGAAAAAAUUUCCGAUUUCCAUAAGAUUUUUGUAGGUGAAUGUAGUGAACGAAUGCGCACACUUUAUAGUCAUAUAUUAAUACUAAGCAAAACAAUUGGCAGUCACUCACUUACAGACGAAAAUGAUACUAAUCAGGCCGAUACUGCAGUAUCAAAAGAUAUAGAAAACCGCUUAAGUGAAGCUGAAAAAUUAUGUCGGAUACUUAAAGUAUUACAAGAGUACAUAAAAGAAUGUGAUCGUUCCUUUAACGGCGAUCGAUGUCUUCUCCCACUUAAUCGUUAUACACGUGGUAAACAAUUAAUUGUUUUCAUUCGUUUUCAAAACCCUGGUCGUCCUAUUGAUGAUAUCGAAAUUAUGACACACGCCAAUGAAUCUGUUGCUGCAUUUAAAAGGAAUAUAUUAAAGCGAAUUAAAGGGACUUCGACUGCGAAUAUUAAAGUAGAUUUUUAUCAUAACAAUGGCGAACUUAUGGAAAUACAGGAUGACCUUAAUACACUUGCGAAAAGUAACUUCCGGGAUAAAAUUGUUAUUACUGCUAAACUAACACCCGUCGGUACUGGUUUAGCUAGUAGUCCAGAUUCAUCAAGCGAUUCAAGUACAGGAUCUCCACCACGUCCAUGCCCAGAUAUGCAACGCGUUGAAUCAGAAAAUACGUUACCUGGUGUAAUAAUAUCAGCUAAUUACCAUUAUGUAGAAUUCUUUCUAAAACUUUAUCAGCUAGGCAGUGAUUUAGAGCAUAACAAAUUACGGGAAAGUGCAAAAACGCUGCUAUUCUUAUUACCUCCAGACACACACACUGUAAAAAUGCUACAAAUACUGUGUAGAGUACCUGGAGUAAAUAACAGUUCUAAUAAAGCAGAGACUGAGGUCGGCACUACUCAAAAUACAUCCUGUUUUGAUGAACAGAUUAUUUCGCAAGAAUGGACAAAUGAUAUGGUACUUUUACAUUCUUCACCAGCUAAUGUAUUAUAUAAUUUGAGUGUUUUAAAUGCGAUAUUAAUACCUGCAAUUGAUCCUUUUAAUGAAACAUCUCAAUUAGUUCAAUCGUCAUGGCUGCAUUCUGGUUGCGCACAUUUUGUAAUUGAUUUGUUAACAAAAAAUAAUUUUCUUACAAAUACGGAUAUGCACACCAAGCGCGAGGCCUUCCAAUAUGUGCUACGAUUAUCUAAAUUAUUUUUUUAUGCAAUGGCAUCUGUUCUGUCGCGUGUCGGCGACGAACCCAUGAUGUGUUCAUAUGAUGUUGGUACACGUUCAAAAGUUGAUAUACUUAAACAAAUGCUCACGUCUAUUCCUAAUGUUGUUGAAGCUGUUGUACGUGAUAUAGGUGCUAAAGUAUCAGAAAGUUUAGCUGCACAAAUGCUCUCAGGUGAAGGAGAGCACUGUAGAAUGCUAUUCAGUUCAACUUUACAGUGGACAUGUCCUGAUAUUUCAACAAUAAAAGCUGUGGUACAGUUAGCUUGGGCUGCAUCAUGUGGAUGUCUAGACUUUCUAGGUGUAAAAAAUGACUUCACUGAAGAUGUAAAUUUACCUGAAGAGAAUGAUAUACUCCUAUGUAAGGAAGCUUUAGAAGUGCUGACUAUUGCUUUAGUACUAAAUCCAAGUGCUAAUGAAGCGCUUAAUAAUGAUUUACUUUGGUCUAAAUUUAUAUCAUCUUUAGUGUUAAAAAACAAAUCACGUGAGGUACGUAAAUGUUCAGCAGAACAGCUGUUCUUUAUGUGCACAUAUUGUGCAGGUGAUAGACGUCCCUUUACCUUUAUGGUGAACUUAUUAAUUAAUUCAUUAAAAUCUUUGGUGCCACAUCAUGAAUCUACAUGUGCAGAAUAUUUUCAACUUUUAUGUCGAACACUAUCUUACGGUUGUGUUUAUAAUUUUCCACUUAAUGUCAGUGAUAGUUUGCUUUCUGACGAAAUUAAAUGGCUCCAAAAAGUACGCAAAAACGUAGCAAUCACAGGCGAUAUACAAGUACAUGAGGAUCUUUUGGAAGGGCAUCUUUGUCUAACUAAAGAAUUAAUGAUAUUUCUAUCACCAGAAACUAAAGUAGCACUACAUGAUAUGAUACUUGAAUUAGUAGAUGAUUUUCUUUUUACUGCGUCAAGAGAAUAUUUACAUUUACGAAAAUCUGGAAAGCUACGAAAUGAUACAGCUCCACCACCCGUUUGUCGCAGUCCGCAUACAGUCGCUGCGGCAUGCGAAACAUUAGCUGCGUUAUGUCAAGGUUGUGUUUCUAAUAUGAAGCUUCUAGUUAACACAAUAAUAGAUUUUGUAUGUUCAGAAACAGAUCCAAUUCGUGAUUGGGAUUAUCUACCACCCGUAGGAGCCAGACCUUUAAAUAGUUUCUGCGGUCUUAAGAACGCUGGCGCUACUUGCUAUAUGAAUUCGGUUUUGCAGCAGUUAUUCAUGGUACCAGCAGUGCGUUUAGGAAUACUUAAAGCAGAAGGUGCUGCAACAAAUGAAAAUGAAGACUUCAGUGGUGAACCAGAAGGGUUUACAAGUGCUGGAACUUUAUAUGCAAGUUACGACAGUAAUGAUGUACGAAAUAAUUAUCAUGUUAAUAUACUAAAGCAUGUGCAAGCGAUUUUUGCACAUUUGGGUCAUAGUGCUUUGCAAUACUAUGUGCCUCGAGGUCUUUGGAUGCAUUUUAAAUUGCAAGGGGAACCAGUAAAUUUACGGGAACAACAAGAUGCGGUGGAGUUUUUCAUGUCCUUAUUUGAGAGCCUUGAUGAAGGCUUAAAAGCUUUAGGUUUUCCGCAACUUAUGAAUGCAACACUUGGUGGCUCAUUUAGUGAUCAGAAAAUAUGCCAAGAAUGUCCACAUCGUUAUUCGAAAGAGGAGCCUUUCAGUGUAUUUAGUGUUGAUAUCCGAAAUCAUAGUUCCUUAACGGAAUCUUUGGAACAGUAUGUUAAAGGAGAAUUGUUGGAAGGAGCUGAUGCUUAUCAUUGUGAUAAAUGUGAUAAAAAAGUCGUAACAGUUAAAAGAUUAUGUGUUAAAAAAUUGCCACCUGUAUUGGCCAUACAACUAAAACGAUUUGAAUAUGAUUAUGAAAGAGUUUGUGCUAUUAAGUUUAAUGACUAUUUUGAAUUUCCGCGCGUUUUGGAUAUGGAGCCUUACACUGUUUCUGGCUUGGCUAAGCUCGAAGGAGAAGUUAUUGAAAUUGGUGAUAAUUGUUCAUCAAAUGGUGAAACUACAAAAUAUGAGUUAACAGGAAUAGUAGUUCAUAGCGGGCAAGCAUCUGGUGGUCAUUAUUUUAGUUAUAUACGUUACAGAAAUCCAGGUAAUGAAACUGAUCAAUGGUAUAAGUUUGAUGAUGGCGAAGUGAGUGAAUGCAAAAUGAACGAAGACGAUGAGAUGAAAUCCCAAUGUUUUGGAGGCGAUUAUAUGGGCGAAAUAUAUGAUAACAACUUAAAACGCAUGCAAUAUAGACGACAAAAACGCUGGUGGAAUGCCUACAUGUUAUUUUAUACAAGGUGUGAUCAAAAAUCUUUACCAUUUAUUAAAACUGUUGAACAGUUAUCGUUGGCGGAAAGUAAAAAUUUUGUACUUCCUUUACCAAAGCCAAUUGAAAAAAGUGUACGUCAUCAAAAUAUUCGUUUUUUGCACUCAAAAAGCAUAUUUUCAACAGAGUUUUUCAGUUUUAUCAAGAAAUUAGUUAACAUUACAAUUCCCUCAACAAGACUCGAUAAAAUGAAUCCUACCGCUGAAGAGUUAUCAUUAUUAGGUGUUCAAUUAGCAUCUCAAUUCCUGUUCCAUACUGGUUUUAGAACAAAAAAAUCUCUAAGAGGUCCUGUUAUUGAAUGGUACGAUUCCUUGUCACAUCACAUACGUUAUUCAUCAACAGUUCGCAAAUGGUUUGCGCAAAAUGCUUUACUUAAUCCACCAACACGUUUGGGUGAAUACAUAUUGACAGCUCCGUCUCCUGAAGUUCGCACAAUAUUUAUUAAAUUAGUUGUAUUCUUUUGUCAUUUUGCGAUAACUGACGAUCCUAUACCAAAUUAUGAAGGAAAGAAUUUAUGUGAGCAAGUAAUAAUAAGUGUGUUAAGAUUACUUAAAUGUGAAGUAGCUGAUCACGGCAAACAUUUACCGCACUACUUUAGUUUGUUUAGUAUGUAUGCUGGAUUGGGUAUACAGGAAAAACAACAACUAUUAAAACUAAAUGUACCAGUUAUUUUCAUGCAAGUGGCUUUGGAUGAGGGGCCAGGACCCUCUAUAAAAUAUCAAUAUCCUGAACUUAGUAAAUUACAUCAAGUUGUUUCACAGUUAAUACGUUGUAGUGAUAUAUCUGAUAAGUGUCAAAGUUCAAAUCAAAACGCAAGACCGUUACCAAAUCCAUUUAGAGAUCCAAGUAUGAACCAUGAAGACUUAGCUCCAAUCUCAGCUGAUUGUGUUGAUAUAUUAUUUAGUCGAACAGGUUACAUUAAAAAACUGAUUGAGGACACUAAUGUCGGAGAAGAAGGUUUAAAGUUACUUCAAUAUUGUUGUUGGGAAAAUCCGCACUUUUCAAGAGCGGCACUUACUGAACUACUAUGGCAGUGCGGCUUUGCUUAUUGCCAUGAUAUGCGACAUCAUACUGAACUUUUAUUUCAUAUUCUACUACUUGAAGACUCGUGGCAACACCACCGUAUACAUAAUGCUUUAAAUGGUGUAGCUGAAGAGCGAGAAGGACUGUUAGAUACAAUACAAAGAUCAAAGACACAUUAUCAAAAACGAGCCUACCAAAUAAUAAAAUGCCUUACCAGGCUUUUUAAUAAAUCGCCUGUAGCAUUACAAAUGCUCAAUUCUAACCAAAAUGUGGCAAGAAACUGGAUAAUUGCUGUGGAAUGGCUACAAGAUGAACUUGAGCGACAACGUGGUAUAGGCUGUCAAUAUAAUUCAUAUUCUUGGUCACCACCAGCGCAAAGUAAUGAUAAUACAAAUGGUUAUAUGCUAGAACGUUCACAAUCUGCGAAAAAUACUUGGUCUAUGGCAUAUAACUUAUGUCCAGAAGAGUACACAUUUCCACAGGAGCAAGAAGAAACGAACGAAUCCGAUAACGAACCUAUCGAUGAAGCACUUAAACAACAGCAGCAAGGACAAUGUAACACAGCAGAAUCUGGUGAGAAUGUAGCAGUUAGUCCUUUCCAUAAAGCCCCUGUGGUUGGGCUCGCACCGGAAAAUAUUGGCUCAAUCGAUUGGAAAGCAAAUUCGUUUUCUAAUGCGGAUAAUACUGGAACUGGGUCAAGUAAUAUUACACAAAUAGGAAUUGAUACUCAAUCCGAAUCAAGUAUAAAUGGUGUCAGCAACGCUUUAGGAAAUUUGACUCUUACUCCGAGAACGCAACAAUCAAUGAGUGGUGGCACUGGUGAAACCCCGAAAAACACAAUUGUAGCGGACACGCCUUCAAAUACAGCAAUACUGACUACACAAACAGUUGGAGCGUCAUCUACAGCGCCAGUAACAACACAAAUGAAAACAAAACGAAUAACAUGAAUACACGAUUGUAGCUGCUAAUCUUAAAGAUUAAUAGUAAUGACUGCAUAAUAUAUAUAUAUAUAUAUAUAUAUAUAUAACCGACAAACAACUAUGAUGAAUGCUAUAAAACUAAGAUUAAAACACACGUAUACAUAAUAAGCAAAUAUAAUAAAUUCAACAUAGAUAAACGAAUCAGA
Messenger RNA from Teleopsis dalmanni, 8567 nucleotides. RefSeq names its product probable ubiquitin carboxyl-terminal hydrolase FAF (gene faf). Gene Ontology annotation, biological process: protein deubiquitination; cell migration. The record is from RefSeq and is a predicted model, not a curated record. The transcript is spliced from 20 exons. Gene Ontology annotation, cellular component: cytosol; nucleus. Bases 364 to 8388 code for a protein of 2674 amino acids. Gene Ontology annotation, molecular function: cysteine-type endopeptidase activity; cysteine-type deubiquitinase activity. Lineage: Eukaryota; Metazoa; Arthropoda; Insecta; Diptera; Diopsidae.